Myotis myotis is the source of this 1171-nucleotide messenger RNA. Its product is annotated as 60S ribosomal protein L31-like. Lineage: Eukaryota; Metazoa; Chordata; Mammalia; Chiroptera; Vespertilionidae. Gene Ontology annotation, cellular component: ribosome; cytosolic large ribosomal subunit. The coding region runs from base 144 to 521 and encodes 125 amino acids. The record is from RefSeq and is a predicted model, not a curated record. Gene Ontology annotation, biological process: cytoplasmic translation. The transcript has 2 exons. Gene Ontology annotation, molecular function: structural constituent of ribosome.
CCUGAAGAACGGAGGCCGUUUCGUGGCGCUGAAGCGCGUGCGGGUGCAGACCGGCGAAGAGGGCAUGCCGCUCUCCACCAUCCGCGAGGUGGCGGUGCUGAGGCACCUGGAGACCUUCGAGCACCCCAACGUGGUCAGGCAUAAUGGCUCCCGCAAAGAAGGGUGGUGAGAAGAAGGAGGACCAUUCUGCCAUCAAUGAGGUAGUGACCAGAGAAUACACAAUCAACAUUCACAAGCGCAUCCAUGGAGUGGGUUUCAACAAGCGUGCCCCUCAGGCACUCAAGGAGAUCCAGAAAUUUGCCCUGAAGGAGAUGGGAACUCCAGAUGUAGGCAUUGACUCCAGGCUGAACAAAGCUGUCUGGGUCAAAGGAAUAAGGAAUGUCCGAUACCAUAUCUGCGUAUGGUUGUCCAGAAAACAUCAUGAGGAUGAAGAGUCGCCAACCAAGCUCUAUAGGUUGGUCACCUUUGUACCUGUCCCCACUUUCAAAAAUCUACAAACAGUUAAUGUGCAUCAGAACUAAUCACUGAUUGCCAAAUAAAGUUAUAAAACUGCAAAAACAAAACGAAAAAACAAUAUGCCUCGCUGUUAAUGAUUCCCUAGGAAUGUUUUCUUAAGAAUGAGACAUUCAGUACUUGUACUAUGUCAUUGUAAACGCAAGGAUAUUAAGGUUGGAAGACAUUCUGGAAGUCUUUCAGCCCUUUUCUGUCAUAAAGAAACUAAAGCCCAGAGGUCAAGCAACUUAUCUAUCAUGCCAUGAUGAAGUAGUUGACUCGUAUUAAAAACUUAAAAAAAAUUCUUUUUAAUUGUGUGUGAUGGACGAAGUUAAAUGAGUACAUUUCUAGUUUGGAAAAAAUGAACUGUAUAAAGACAAAGGUGAUGGUUUGCCAGGAAUAAAUGACAUACCAAUUCAGGAAAUUCCUGAAUUCUGCAGUAUGCCCUAUUGAAGUAGAUCUGGAAAAAGUAUGAUGAUUAUCCAUUAUAUUCUGCUUUUAAAGAAGUUGGGUAAGCCCUGGCCAGGUAACUCAUUGGUUAGAGUGUCAUCCCAAUAUGCCAACGUUGCAGGUUUGAUACCUGGUCUAAGCACAGAGGAGAAUCAAUCCAUGAAUGCAUAAAUAAGUGGAACAACAAAUCAAUGUUUCUCUCAAAUCAAUAAAUAUUUUUUAAAAAGAA